GUCAACAACGCUAAGCAAUCCCGAGAGGCGUAGAGAGGGCUUUUUCUCUUCCGAGAGAAGACUGCUGAGGAGUCAGACGAGAAUAAUGGGAAAGAGAGAAAUCCAAGCUUCUUGAGAAGGCAAGGGAGGACGGAAGGAAGAGGGGAGCAGUAAAGAAAGGGACGGACAUAUUGGUAUAGGGAGAAAAAGUUGAUAGUUUUUAACGAAUCAUUUGGUGACUAUGGAUCCAACGUGCUUUUCCGAAUGCAUUUAUAACCUCAUUCCCAGUGACUUGAAGGAGCCUCCCCAGCCUCCUAGGUACAUAUCAAUUUUUAGGACAGCUGUAAAAGAUGACCUGCAAAAAGUUAAAUCUGCAAUGAAAACUAUGGGACCAGCAAAAGUUGAAGUACCUUCUCCAAAGGAUUUCUUAAAGAAACAUUCAAAGGAAAAGGUUCUACCACUCAAAAAGAAGUUUGAUCGGAAUGCACCCAGAAAGCCUGCUGUCCCAUUGAGAAGUGAGCAUCCAGUCAUGGGAAUACAGAGUGGAAAAAAUUUUAUAAACACAAACGCAGCUGAUGUCAUCAUGGGAGUGGCUAAAAAGCCUAAACCAAUUUAUGUGGACAAAAGAACUGGAGACAAGCAUGAUCUUGAAACUUCAGGGCUACUCCCAAAGUACAUCAAUAAAAAGGAUUAUGGUGUCACACCUGAAUACAUAUGUAAGCGAAACGAGGAAGUAAAGAAAGCCCAAGAAGAAUAUGAUCGGUAUGUCCAGGAAAGCCUUCAGAGGGCUGCUAUGAAAAGGCUCUCGGAUGAAGAAAGGGAGGCAGUUCUGCAAGGGCUGAAAAAGAACUGGGAGGAGGUCCACAAGGAAUUCCAGUCCCUCUCCGUCUUCAUAGAUUCUGUUCCCAAGAAGAUCCGCAAGCAGAAGCUGGAGAAAGAAAUGAAACAACUGGAACACGACAUCGGAGUCAUCGAAAAGCAUAAAAUCAUUUAUAUCGCCAAUAAGUAA
Messenger RNA from Otolemur garnettii (small-eared galago), 988 nucleotides. RefSeq names its product enkurin, TRPC channel interacting protein (gene ENKUR). The coding region runs from base 221 to 988 and encodes 255 amino acids. The transcript has 5 exons. The record is from RefSeq and is a predicted model, not a curated record. NCBI's taxonomy places the organism in Eukaryota, Metazoa, Chordata, Mammalia, Primates, Galagidae. Gene Ontology annotation, molecular function: calmodulin binding. Gene Ontology annotation, cellular component: acrosomal vesicle.